Molecule: messenger RNA, 2763 nt
Organism: Eremomyces bilateralis CBS 781.70
Lineage: Eukaryota; Fungi; Ascomycota; Dothideomycetes; Eremomycetales; Eremomycetaceae
Product: purine and uridine phosphorylase
Exons: 3
Biological process (GO): nucleoside metabolic process
Molecular function (GO): protein binding; catalytic activity
Source: RefSeq, a predicted model, not a curated record
AUGGCAUCCCUCAACUCUCUCGACAGCCCCGACUCCUAUGCGGUCGCCUGGAUCGCAGCUCUUCACAUCGAGCGGGCCGCUGCAGAAGCGAUAUUCGACGAGGAACAUGCGCCCCCAACUGGCUUCGCUAGGCACCCAACCGACGCGAACCGUUAUACAUGGGGUCGUAUGGGAGAGCACAACAUCGUUAUCGUCUCUCUUGCCGCCGGAGACUAUGGAACCACCUCGGCUACGACUACAGCCUCGAGCCUGCUUGCCUCUCUGCCAUCCAUCCGUGUUGGUCUUCUGGUCGGCAUAGGCGGCGGCAUCGCACGACCGGACGAUGACUGCGAUAUCCGGCUCGGCGAUAUUGUCGUGAGCCAGCCCGAUGGGACCACAGGCGGCGUCUGCCAGUACGACCUGAUCAAGGCAAAACCUGGUGACAGGCGUGAGCGCAAAGGCUUCCUCGGACGGCCUCCGACGGUCCUCCUCAACGCGCUUGCCAGCAUCCGGGCCGAUCACGAGCGAAAAGACUCCAAGGUUCCCUGCUUCCUUCAACAGAUGUUAGAGAAGUACCCGAAGAUGGGCAAGAGAUCCAAGACAAGUCCUGGCUAUGCUUACCAGGGCUUCGACAACGAUCGCCUCUUUAAAACUUCUAGUGGCCAUGUCUCCGGGCCGGACUGUCGGGGCUGCGACGCGGCUGGCGAGGUUCAACGCGAUCCUCGAGACACCACCGACCCCGAUAUCCACUACGGGACCAUCGCAUCCGGUAACACGCUGGUCAAAGACGCCGCUGCGCGCGAUCGGAUUGUUGCCGACGUCGGCGAGGAUUGUAUCUGCUUUGAGAUGGAAGCAGCCGGCCUGAUGAACCUCUUUCCUUGUCUUGUGAUCCGAGGGAUCUGCGACUAUGCCGAUUCCCACAAGAACGAUCGAUGGCAACGCUACGCCUCGGCCACCGCCGCUGCGUAUGCUAAGGAGCUCCUGGCGUACGUGCCGGUUGCGGAGGUCCAGGAGACCAAGAAGGCGCUGGAAAUGCUUCAAUCAGUUGAACAAAAAAUCGAUAGUAUGCAGCAGACCAUAGGUGUAGCGAAAAUAGCCACUGAUUCCAUCCAGGCCGACCUUCGUACCGAUAAGAUCAAGCGCUGGCUUCGCCCCUCCGAUCCGUCUAUAAACGCCAACCACGCGCGGGAGCUCCGCCAUGAGGGGACAGGUGCGUGGCUCCUAGAAAACCCGGCAUUCCAGGAGUGGCGCUCGGGGUCGCGUCGACAUUUGUGGUUGUAUGGUCUCGCGGGAUGUGGAAAGACGGUUCUUAGCGCAACUGUGCUGGAUCAUCUCGAGAAGGGAAACGACCGUCUUAUCCUCAGCUUCUUCUUUGACUUUGGCGACGCGGAAAAGCAGACUGUGAAUGGCAUGCUGCGGUCGCUUGCUUUCCAACUCUACCGAGGCCGCGGUGCCUCUGCAGGUGUUCUUGACGCCUCAUUCCAAGCACACCAGGGUGGCCGUGACCAAAUUGCGACAAAGGCGCUCUCGGAUGUUUUAUUCAAGAUUCUCGCAGUCGAGGCGAAGGUCUCUAUCGUUCUGGACGCCUUGGACGAGUCGACAACUAGGCGCGAACUACUCCUCUGGAUCAAGGACGUAGUUUGCAGGCCAGAGCUGGGCCACGUCCAGUUGAUUUGUACCGGUCGGCCUGAAGCCGAGUUCCUGCACGACAUGCCUUCGUCGAUAGGCGACGAAAACCGCUUAGCACUCGAUAAGCAGGCUGUUAACGCCGAUAUCCGAUCGUACGUCGCAGCACAGCUUUCGCAACGACGUGACUUUCAGGACAUGCGCCUGUCACAGGAUCUCCUCGAGCUGAUCCUCAACAGUCUUGCCAGAUGCCCGAGUCCCAUGGCUAUCAAAAUCGCUCUCGAUCAUCUACCGCAGGACCUGAAAGAGACGUACAAGCGAAUGCUCUACAGCAUCCCGAAAGACCGCAGGAACAGUGCUGUCCGCCUAUUACAGUUUCUCGUCCAUACCCGUUGGCCUUUAACGGUGCUGGACGCCAUGGAGAUUAUCGCGACAGACAUAGAGAAGGAUCCACCGCGUUUCGACGUUGACGGGAGAGUGUUUCGUGAGGAAGAAUUUCUACGGCACUGUCCUAGCCUUAUCUCCAUCGUUCUUGGGUAUAGAGACGGCAGGACCAUAAAGGAGUUACAUCUUGCCCACUUUUCCGUCAAAGAGUACCUUCUUGGGGAGAAUAAGUUCAAGAUUCCGACUGCCAGCAUUUCCAUCACGAAGACAUGCUUGACAUAUCUUACGGACAUCGAUGGUAGCCACCAAAAUAUCAAACAGGAUUUUCCGAUGGCAAGAUUUGCGGCGAAAGUCUGGACAGGCUUUGCUGCGUUGGCUCAGGUUUCAGAAGAUAUAGUUCGAGCGACUAACAGGUUCAUAGAAGAGGAAGUGACGUUCCAACGAUGGGCUCGCUUGUAUCAGGCUGAUACGGAUUGGGACGCUGACCCAGGUCCUCCACGAGGUUCCAAGCUCUACUAUGCUUGCUUCGUUGGGCUCGUAGCGCCUGCGCGAUAUCUUAUCGGCAAGGGAGCAGAUGUCAAUGCCCAGGGCGGCGAGUACGGCAACGCUCUCCAAGCCGCCUCAUCAGGAGGCUAUCAGGAGAUUGCCGCCCUGAUCUUAGACAAAGGAGCAGAUGUUAAUGCCCAGGGCGGCAAGUACGGCAACGCUCUCCAAGCCACCUCAGCAGGAGGCCAUCAGGAGAUUGCCGCCCUGCUCUUAGACAAGGGAGCAGAU